ACAACGCAAAACCCAUUUUCUGUAUUUUUAGCCGGUUCCGACGCUCACGCAGGCUCUCGCACAAAAAGAACGAUGCAGUUUGCGCGCAUCUGAUCUCAGGCGUCAGUUCCUAAGACGCAAUGACGUAAUGUCAUCUGACAAACCACCUGGCUCCAUGAUGAAUCGUCAUAAAUAAAUAGGUAGCAUAACGACGACACGCUUUCUUGUCUCCGUCGUGGCAAGGACAAAGAACUUUUCGAUUUGCAUUCGCGUAACAAAUUGUUUUUCGUUACAGCGCAGAGCGCGGAUAUCGACGUUCCUGGUCAGAUGAACGAGCGAGAUUAAACGAUCGUCAAUAUCGUAUCAUUCCGAUCUUAUCACCACAUAUUUUUUUAUUACUGAAUUUAUUUCGCGGUUAUAUCUCUGGGGAUAUACACAGAUCGUUGAAAGAUACGAAGCUGAAGUGUAAUCUCGCACCUGAGAAUAUUUCCAAAGAUUGACAGUUGCGGAGUUGCGUGCCCCCUCGUUUGGGGGAGGAAGGGGGGGACCAUUAAAAAAUUGGUUCCACAAUCUCUCAGGAUCUUAAGUAUCUCUGAAAUCCGGAAAGACCCGCGAAAAGAUUCACGAAGCGCACGAUCGCGUUAAACGCUCACGUCCGCGGCUCCGGCCUCCCACCAUCGGGAAACCGUGGCAAGCAAGGCACGACGGCAAAACGUGCGUACGUUUACAGCUGUUUGCCAGUCGUCACCGGACCGCCGUCGUGGUGUCUGGCGAAGGUCAUUAACGCCGUCGUGAUUAUCAUCGUCACCGCUCGCGUUCCCGUUCGUCAUCCCGUAAUUUUUCGUCACUACGUUAAAAUCGUUCAGUUCCGAGACAGGUGGAACCAUGAAGGAUUCCUGUCAUCUCGCAUGAAUACGCGCCUCACGUAUUCAUAGAAAAACAUCGAGAGGAGAGAGAGAGAGAGAGAUAGAGAGGGGGGGGGAAGAGGAAAAAAAGGAAUAAUCGGUAACGGACGGAAACGGCGAAAUUAAUCGAGGAUUGACCUCUCAAUUGAAUCGCGAACGGAUAGCCGGUAAGAAAGUAAACACGUCGCCAGCGUGGCGAUAGUGAUCGAGAGAGUGGCGAUUGAUCGAGAUCGAAGGGGACCGGCACGGACCAACCGGUUGAAAAAGAGAGUCCUCACGAUGGGCCUGGCAGACGCGGAUCUGGGUAUGGGCGCGGGAGCAGCAGGUGGUCCCGUCCUGGCUCUCCCUGGUCCAGGAGUCAACGCCGCCCUCUCACAAACAUGCGCCAUAUGCAGCGAUCGCGCCACGGGGAAGCACUACGGCGCGGCGUCCUGCGAUGGCUGCAAGGGUUUCUUCCGCCGAUCAGUUAGAAAGAAUCAUUCGUACACGUGCAGAUUUCAAAGGAAGUGCCCGAUUGAUAGGGACAAGCGAAAUCAAUGCAGGUACUGCCGACUUCGGAAAUGUUACAGAGCCGGCAUGAAGAAAGAGGCCGUGCAAAACGAAAGGGACCGGAUAAGCUGUCGGCGACCCAGCAAUGAGGACCCGCCUGACAAGAAUAAGGGUCCGUCGAAGGAGGACGUGGUGAAGGCGGAUGCACGCGCCGAAAUGCUCAGCAAACAAGUUGGCGUGUUAGAGCUUCAGCAGCCAGACAGUCCAAACGGCGAAAUCGACCUCAGCACAAAGCGGAUAGCUGGUAUAAACGACGUGUGCGACAGCAUGAAGGAGCAAUUGCUGAUUUUGAUCGAGUGGGCCAAGUGUUUCGACGAGUUCAAAGCGUUGUCGCUGGACGACCAAGUCGCGUUGCUGAGGGCCCACGCGGGCGAGCACCUGUUGCUGGGAGUGGCGAGACGUAGCAGGAACUUCACGGACGUGCUACUGCUCGGCAACGAUUGCAUCAUUAUGAGGAACUGUCCUGUAAUAUCAUUGCAAUUUGUAGAGGGGAGCAAUCAGCAGGACCUGGACAUCAGCAAGGUGGGCGUCAGGGUGAUGGACGAGCUGGUGAAACCGUUUCAGAAGAUCAAGAUUGACGACACGGAGUUCGCUUUUCUCAAAGCCAUCGUGUUCUUUGACCCGAACGCGAAAGGAUUGAGCGAUCAGAAGACGGUCCGGGAGCUGCGCCACAACAUCCAAGUAAAGCUCGAGAAUCAUAUCAGCGAUCACCGUUGCGAUCUGCCAGGGCACUUCGGUGAUAUCCUGCUAAUGUUACCCGCUCUGCAGUCGAUCUCAUGGCAGAUGGUCGAGCAGAUCCAGUUCGUCCGCCUAUUCGGGGUGGCACAUAUUGACAAUCUGCUUCAGGAGAUAUUCCUGGGCGGCACCACGUCGGAGAUGAACGGCACCGCUACCCCCUUACCAAUCUCGAACACCGCGCCAGGCAGUUAUAUGAGCAGCAACGAGAGCCCCAGCAGCCCCCUGACGCCGGCGAAUACUGGCAAUCUGAGCCCGCAAACCGAUCAGAUGCCCGUCAUGAUCCUGAGGGAUCUCACGCCGAACCAGGACUUUAGAUACUUCAAGCAGGAGCCCAGUCUUGAGCCCGAGACCAGCUUCUGACUAGUUUCGGGAACUGAGCUCACCGCUGAAUAGCCAACGACGCUAUUUUGCUCAAAAAUUGUUGCUCAAUUAAUAAAACUGCGCGUAUUAUGUUAAUCAAAUGAAAUGUGAUCGUUGGUCCGCAAAAUAAGGCGGGAUGUGAGGAAGAGAUGAAAGAUCGACACUUGUUGCAAAUGGUGCAACAUGUGAGAGGAGUUAACGCGAAAGAAUCCAGAUUUACAUGAUUGUAAUUUUUACGGCGCGGCAUGCUGUGGUCACAUUUCCUGCGGCUCACGAUUAGCCAAGACCCGCACCUGUACAGAUACCGAUUGAUCGCCGACCAAGAUGAAUGUGAUAAGCGAUAAGAUCGUGUCUUGCCAUUAUUAUUGCUACUGUUACUGUUGCGAUAGUAUUCGGGCCGUUUCCGAAGUCCAGGCUAGGACUAGAGGAUAAUGCGUGUAAUACAAUCGUGCAAUUGACAAUAAUAAUCAUUAGCAACUAAUUUGGAACAGGGACUGAAACCGAGGCAAUCUAUACGAUGGGUUUUCGUUUGUAUAAAAAAAAACUCUUAGCCUUGUCAUUGAUUGCAGCACUUUUAUUGCGUCUGACUAAUAAAAUUCAAUUUGGUGUAUCUUACGACAUCGAAAUUCGAAUUCAUCAAAAUAAUAUCGGUUUCGAACCCUGACUUAGAGAAUAGAAUGUAAGUCCAUAUUCGACUAUUAUUGUUGUACAUACAGAGGUAUGUUUGCAAGUCGAGUUAAGUAAUCAGAAACAAUAAGAAACAUCAGCGUUGAUGUAACGAGAAAUAUAUAUAUGUAUUUUUUUACUAUUCUGCUCAGUCCGAAUUGGGUGAAUAGCGUUCGCUGUAGUUCGUGAUAUAGUGUAAAUAGCAUGAUGCAGCAAUGAAUAACAAUACGUAUAACAUUCCAAUUAUAGCUGUAUCAAUAUAAACGUUAUAGGUAGUCUUAAAAUAGCUGAUAGGACACGCGCGCUGACAUAAUAAUCAUCGCGGGUCCUCUGCAAAAUGAAAAGUGCGCCAUUGCAAUGCAAUUUACCGUUAGUAGUGAUGAGGAAUGCACAGGCGGUUGGCCAUUUUAUGCGUGCGAAUGUCGAGCAAUAAACCGGUCUGCCACAGCGGCCUGUGCCUAAUCAAAAAAUGGCUAGUGCAUCUUAUCGCGGUGUUAGUCUUUAGCGAAAUGUCAACACUGACAUUAUGGCCGGAUAGAAAGCAAUAGCAUAAUAAUCA
Temnothorax curvispinosus is the source of this 3756-nucleotide messenger RNA. It is a transcript of the gene Hnf4, whose product is annotated as hepatocyte nuclear factor 4-gamma. The coding region runs from base 1164 to 2531 and encodes 455 amino acids. Gene Ontology annotation, biological process: anatomical structure development; cell differentiation; regulation of transcription by RNA polymerase II. Gene Ontology annotation, molecular function: RNA polymerase II cis-regulatory region sequence-specific DNA binding; nuclear receptor activity; zinc ion binding. The record is from RefSeq and is a predicted model, not a curated record. NCBI's taxonomy places the organism in Eukaryota, Metazoa, Arthropoda, Insecta, Hymenoptera, Formicidae. The transcript has 7 exons.